GCUGUAGGCUCAUUUCCUGGACCCUGAGAGAGAGAGAGAGAGAUGAAAAGAAACAGGAAGAGAAGGAGAGAAUGUCCCUCGAGGUUUGAUGAAGGACAUGAUGACUCUGAGAGGGUGAUGGAGGGUCAUGGUGUGGACUCUGCUGUGGAUCAGUGUGAGUGUAAAGGAGGUGGACCCUCGAAUACCGGUCUGUGUGGGGACCGUGAGAUCCCGAGCAAAACUCAGAGAAUCCAUCAGAGUCCACACUCAUCUAGACCUGAACCCAGCUAUGUGUCCGUGAGCAGUGACAGGAUGCAUCAGAGUCCAGACUCACCUGGGCCUGGACCCAGCUGUGUGUCCAUGAACAGUGACCGGUCGAUAGGUCAACCUCCUAAAUUCAAAGAACAACGACUGUCUGCUGAAAAGACAGUGAAGCAGCAGAUUUCAGAGGUUCUCAGGGUUCCAUCUGCUCAGCAGCAUCAAAGACGCCUGAACCACAUGUUUACGAACAUUGAGGAGAACAUGGGGAUGUUUGUGAAACGUGAGCUGAAGAUGAUCCAGAAGUUUCUCCUGACAAAUGAUGCAGAAUACUUGGAGAGUCAGAGCGAUGAUGAGGAGCAGAGGAGCAUCCGACUGGUUUUCCUGGACCUCACAGUGUCCUUCAUGAGGAGAAUGAAUUAUAAUGAGCUGGCUGACUGUCUGCAGAGCAGAACUCGUGCUGAAGUUUGUCGUCAUAAAUUCAAAUCUAAGGUGAAGCAGAAGUUUGAGCGUGUGUUUGAGGGGAUCUCUAAAGCAGGAAAGACGACUCUUCUGAAGGAGAUCUACACAGAGCUCUACAUCACAGAGGGCGGGGCUUCAGAGGUCAACCAGGAGCAUGAGGUCAGACAGAUUGAAGCGGCAUCCAGGAAAACAGACACACCACAAAGAACCAUCACAUGUGAAGACAUCUUUAAAGCCUCAGCUGACACUCAGCCACCAAUCAGAACAGUGCUGACAAAGGGUGUGGCCGGCAUCGGGAAAACAGUCUUAACACAGAAGUGGACUCUGGACUGGGCUGAAGGACGAACCAACCAGGACUUCCACUUCAUAUUUCCAUUCACUUUCAGAGAGCUGAAUGUGGUGAAAGAGAAGAAGUUCUGCUUGGUGGAACUUGUUCAUCACUUCUUUCCUGAAACCAAAGAAGCAGGAAUCUGCAGCUUCCAGCACUUCCAGGUCUUGAUCAUCUUGGACGGUCUGGAUGAGUGUCGCCUCCCUCUGGACUUCCGCAGCAAUGACAUCCUGACUGAUGUCACAGAGUCGAGCUCAGUGGAUGUUCUGCUGACAAACCUCAUCAGGAGGAACCUGUUUCCCUCUGCUCACCUCUGGAUCACCACACGACCUGCAGCAGCCAAUCAGAUCCCUCCUGAGUGUGUGGACAUGGUGACAGAGGUCAGAGGCUUCACUGACCCUCAGAAGGAGGAGUACUUCAGGAAGAGAUUCAGAGAUGAGGAGCAGUCCAGAAGAAUCAUCUCCCACGUGAAGACAUCACGAAGCCUCCACAUCAUGUGUCACAUCCCAGUCUUCUGCUGGAUCACUGCUACAGUUCUGGAGGACGUGUUGGACACCAGAGACACAGCAGAGCUGCCAGAGACCCUGACUGAGAUGUACAUCUACUUCCUGGUGGUUCAGUCCAAAGUGAAGAAGGUCAAGUAUGAUGGAGGAGCUGAGACAGAUCCACUGUGGAAUCCAGAGAACAGGGAGAUGAUUGUGUCUCUGGGAAAACUGGCUUUUGAGCAGCUGCAGAAAGGGAACCUGAUCUUCUAUGAAGAGGACCUGACAGAGUGUGGCAUCGAUAUCAGAGCAGCCUCAGUGUACUCAGGAGUCUUCACACAGAUCUUUAAAGAGGAGAGAGGACUCUACCAGGACAAGGUCUUCUGCUUCAUCCAUCUGAGUCUUCAGGAGUUUCUGGCUGCUCUUUUUGUCCAUCUGACCUUCAUCCAGUCUGAAGUCAAUCUGCUGUACAAAGAGCAAACAUCAUCCAGAAGGUCUGAGACGUCUGAAGAUAAACCUGAACUAACAUGUCUCCAUCAGAGUGCUGUGGACGAGGCCUUACAGAGUCCAAAUGGACACCUGGACUUGUUCCUGCGCUUCCUUCUGGGUCUUUCCCUGCAGACCAAUCAGACUCUCCUACGAGGCCUGAUGACACAGACAGACAGAAUCACAGACACCAGUCAGGAGACAGUCUGGUUCAUCAAGAAGAAGCUCGAUGAGAAACUGUCUGCAGAGAGAAACAUCAAUCUGAUCCACUGUCUGAAUGAACUGAAGGAUCGUUCUUUACUGGAUGAGAUCCAGCAACUCCUGAACUCUGGACAUCUGUCUGGAUGGGGUCUGUCUGGUUCUUAUUUAUCAGCUCUGGCCUUCAUCUUAUUGUCAUCAGAUCAACAUCUGGAUGUGUUUGACUUGAAGAAAUAUCAGCCUUCACAUGAGGCUCUUCUGCUGCUGCUGCCAGUGAUUAAAGAAUCUAAAAAAGUUUUGUUAUCUGGCUGUAAUCUGUCAGAGAGAAGCUGUGAAGUUCUGUCUUCAGUUCUCAGCUCUCAGUCCUCCAGUCUGACAGAACUGGACCUGAGUCAGAACCGGCUGCAGGAUUCAGGAGUGAAGCUGCUGUCUGCUGGACUGGAGAGUCCACACUGUCACCUGGAGACUCUCAGGCUGAGUUUGUGUGAUCUGUCAGAGAGAAGCUGUGAAGUUCUGAGCUCAGUUCUCAGCUCUCAGUCCUCCAGUCUGAGAGAACUGGACCUGAGUAACAACGAUCUGCAGGACUCAGGAGUGAAGCUGCUGUCUGCUGGACUGGAGAGUCCACACUGUCACCUGGAGACUCUCAGGCUGUCAGGCUGUCUGAUCACACAUGAAGGCUGUGCUUCUCUGGCCUCAGCUCUGACCUCCAACUCCUCCCAUCUCAGAGAGCUGGACCUGCGCUAUAACCAUCCAGGAGACUCAGUCGAGCUGCUGGAUCCACUCCGCACUCUGGACUCUCUCAGGGUGGAUCCUGGUGGAGUCCGAUGGCUGAGACCAGGUCUGAGGAAGUAUUUCUCUGAACUCUUUCUGGAUCCAAACUCAGUGAACAGAAAACUCAAACUGUCCAAAAACAACACAAAGGUAGAACAUGUGGACGAGGAUCAAUCAUAUCCUGAUCAUCCAGACAGAUUUGACCUUUGCCCUCAGGUCCUGUCCUCAACUGGUCUGACUGGUCGCUGUUACUGGGAGGUCGAGUGGAGACGACGUGUUGAUGUGUCAGUGUCUUACAGAGGAAUCAGAAGGAAAGGAGACAGUGAGGACUGUAUGUUUGGAGCUAAUGAUCAGUCCUGGACUCUGAUCUGCUCUGAUUUUGGUCAUCGUUACUCUGUCUGUCACAAUAACAGACGUACAGUCCGUCCUCGCUCCUCUUCGUCCUCUCACAGAGUCUCAGUGUUUGUGGACUGUCCUGCUGGCACUCUGUCCUUCUAUGAAGUCUCCUCUGACUCUCUGAUCCACAUCCACACCUUCUGCUGCACAUUCACUGAACCUCUGUGUGCUGGGUUCAGGUUCUUCCCUCGUUCUGGUUCUGGUUCUUCAGUGUCUCUGUGUGGACUGUAGGAUGGAUUGUCUCCUCGUGUGGACAAUCAAUCAUGAGUGUUUGGACAGUAAAUGUCCAGUUGGUUUGACUUUGUCUGCGGAGCAACACGUGGUUUAGUGGUUAGCACUGAUGCAUCACAGCAAGAAGGUUGUGGGUUCACUUCCUGCCCUUUCUGUGUGGCGUUUGCAUGUUCUCCUGUGUCUGUGUGGGUUUCCUCUGGUUUUAUCCCACAAUCAAACAUGGUUAUUUCGGGUCUGCUCCUUUCCUCCUAAGUGUCUUUAGUCAUUUUGCAUAAAGAUGUUGUACUCAUGUUUACUGUUUCGGCACUUUGGCAAAACAAUUUCCUUCGGGAUUAAUAAAGUUCUUAUUCUUUCUCUGCCCCUGACCAAG
Molecule: messenger RNA, 3961 nt
Organism: Thalassophryne amazonica
Lineage: Eukaryota; Metazoa; Chordata; Actinopteri; Batrachoidiformes; Batrachoididae
Product: protein NLRC3-like
Exons: 12
Coding region: 43-3591 (1182 amino acids)
Molecular function (GO): protein binding
Source: RefSeq, a predicted model, not a curated record